AUGUCUUCAAAUAAAAUAUUGAUCAAAAAUGGUACUAUUGUAAAUGAUGAUUUAAUUAAAAAAGCAGAUGUUUUAAUAAAUAAUGGAAUUAUCAUUGCUAUUGAAGAUAAUAUUGAAAUUAAAAAUGAACAAGUUGAAAUUAUAGAUGCUAAAGAUAAAUUAGUUAUUCCUGGUGGAAUUGAUCCUCAUACACAUAUGGAAAUGCCAUUUAUGGGACAAGUAGCUGUAGAUGACUUUUUUACAGGUACAAGAGCUGCUGUUUCUGGAGGAACAACAAUGAUUAUUGAUUUUGUUGUUCCAACAAAAAAUGCCUCUUUAAUUGAGGCUUAUCAUACAUGGAGAUCAUGGGCAGAUCCAAAAGUUGUCUGUGAUUAUGGAUUAUCAAUGUGUGUUACAUGGUGGAGUGAUAAAGUUGCUGAAGAAAUGACAAAAUUAACUUCUCCUGAAUAUGGUAUAAAUAGUUUUAAAUUUUUUUUAGCUUAUAAAAAUUCAUUAAUGGUUGAUGAUGGAGAAUUUUAUAAAGGAUUAAAACAUUGUUCAAAGAUAAAAGCUUUAGCACGUGUACAUGCUGAAAAUGGACAUAUUAUAGAUGAGAAACAAAAAGAAUUGCUUGAAUAUGGAAUUACAGGACCUGAAGGUCAUAUUCAAUCAAGACCUGAAGAAAUAGAAGCUGAAGCUGUUAAUAGAGCAUGUUGUUUAGCUGACCAAGCUAAUUGUCCACUUUAUGUUGUUCAUGUUAUGUCUAAAGGUGCAGCAGAUGAAAUAGCCACAGCUAGAAUGAAUGGUCAAGUUGUUUUUGGAGAACCAAUAGCUGCAGGAUUAGCAUUAGAUGGAAAAGUUUAUUAUAAUAAAGAUUGGGAAAUGGCUGCAAGAUAUGUAAUGUCACCACCAUUAAGUAGAAAAGAAGAAACAAAAGUAGAAUUAAUGAAAAUGCUUGCAAGUGGACAACUACAGUUGACAGCUACAGAUAACUGUACAUUUAAUUGCCAACAAAAAAAAGUCGGUUUAAAUGAUUUUACUAAAAUUCCUAAUGGUAUAAAUGGUGUUGAAGAUCGUAUGUCAAUUGUUUGGGAGAAAGGUGUUGAAUCUGGAUUAAUUGAUGCAAUGAAAUUUGUUAGUAUUACAAGUUCAGAAGCUGCAAAAAUAUUUAACAUUUACCCAAAGAAAGGUAGAAUAAGUGUUGGUUCUGAUGCUGAUAUUGUUAUAUGGAAUCCUCAUAAAACAAGAACAAUUUCUGCAUCAACACAUCAUCAUAAUCUUAAAACAAAUGUAUUUGAAGGUAUGAUUGUUCAUGGUGUACCAGAAAUAACAAUUUCAAGAGGUAAUAUUGUAUGGAAAGAAGAAAAAUUGUAUAUUGAACCUGGUUCUGGAAAAUUUAUUCCAUUAUUACCAAAUUGUAAUCAUGUUUUUGGCACUAUGAAUAAAAAAGCAAACACAAAAAAACCAAUUUCAAUUAAUAGGAAUAUCUAA
This is a messenger RNA of Strongyloides ratti, 1470 nucleotides long. RefSeq names its product Dihydropyrimidinase-related protein 2. The transcript has 3 exons. Gene Ontology annotation, molecular function: dihydropyrimidinase activity. The record is from RefSeq and is a predicted model, not a curated record. Bases 1 to 1470 code for a protein of 489 amino acids. Gene Ontology annotation, cellular component: cytosol; cytoplasm. NCBI's taxonomy places the organism in Eukaryota, Metazoa, Nematoda, Chromadorea, Rhabditida, Strongyloididae. Gene Ontology annotation, biological process: pyrimidine nucleobase catabolic process.